CGUCACGAAGCAGUAGUCGUCCGUCUCCGUCUCCAAUCCGCCGCCGCCGCCCCCUCAUCCCCGUCUCUCCCAAUCUUUUCCCUCUCAAGCAUCCCGUCGCUUCCGCCGUCGGCCGAUUGAUCUUUCGUCGUCCCUCCCCGCACUCACGCACGCGUACACCCAUCUUCCUAGCUCGCCUGGUUCCGUGGUUCGUGUACGAUUCAGAGCGGAGUAGGGGAUCAAUUGAUGACAGGUUCGGCUUCCAUCCAAACCGGCCGCCGGCCAGUCCACCGAGGCGAGAGUCCAUGUUGACCACGCGAACCCUACACGCCACGGAGAUGCUCCAUCUCCGCCGCCUUGCCCAGUUCUUGCUCGCCUCAGCUCGCGGCGAUGGAGCAGGACGCGUCGCCCGUCCUCUCGCGCCAGGCCCAGGACGACGGCGCCGUGGACGGCUGGGCGCAGAACGACAGCGAGCCCCCUCUCGUACGGCGCUCAGGCGGAGUGCCCGGAGGUCGUAGAUCCUCCUCCUUGCCGGUGCUUCCGCGGCCACGUCUCCGCUGCCACCUCCGCGUGCGCGACCCUCAACGACGACUCGGUGGGGAGGAGCCCUGCGACGACCCCGACGACGCCUGCUCCCCCGACCACAACCACUGCGUCCAAGAAAGGCGCAUGGAUUGGGGAUAUGUACUUCGGUUUGGGUUUAAAGGGGCAAUCUUUGAGCAUUUGUAUCAACUAUCGAGGAUCUCAAGUUGACAUGGAUCGCUGUAUGAUCAAGUGCAUUAUGGUGCUAUGAUGAUUGUGACAGAAGAUGUUAGCUGCAGAAGCAAUCACUAUGUCUCAGCUCCAAUAUUAAAAAUCAGUGCACCUGAAUUAGGACACAAUUUUUCUCAUCUGGAACUGCGCUUUAAGGUGUUUGGUCUGAAAGCUACGCUCCUGAAUACAAUGUGAUAUAAAAGGUUCAUGAAAUCACCAGGUAUGGAAAUGCUUGACCAUUUUUGUUAAUUACUUAGUACAAUAUUAUCAGUUUGUUUUUUUGCAUUAUUCCCAGUUCUCUUGCAGUACUAUUCAACAACCUAUCUUCCUGCCUACUAGAUAAAAGAGGGUUUUUGUUUACUUAACAUGGUUGCCUGAUUAACAUAGUCAUGGUUUCUGUUAGUUAUUUUUUCCACUACCAAAGCAACAAUUAUCUUCCUACCUACCAGAUAUACUACUACUUGAUUGCUUAGUUACCGGCUUAAGAAGCUCCACGAUUCUUUUAUAUGAUAUUAAAAAAAAUUGAGUUCUAACUUUGUGGAAAGACACGCACAGUUCUAAUGUUCUGGGGCCAAUGUUCAUUUGUAGAGGCAAGUACUCUCAAAUUUCUUAGUGAACUAUAAUCCCAUCUAGAUAACCCCCCUCGAUAUAGCUCCCUUUAUUUGCACGACACAAUCUAGUAUAUGACGGUUCUGAUUUGGAUUGUGCGUGUUUCUCCAAAAACUACGAUUAUAUACCUGAGAACAAACAAAUAACGUUAUAAACUUACCUCAAAGCCUAUGGGUUGACUGAAGCUUGAUAAAUAGUUUCAGAUGCACUAUGGUCUCGUAACAGUAGAAAUAAGCUUUGAGGGAAAGAGAACCACAAGUAUAGGUGACUGCAUAGUAGAAGACGUGUAAUCGUGUUGCACUAUAGUGUCUUUAUAGAAGCCGACAAAAUUAGAGACAUCCUAAAUUUUGUUUUCUGUUCUUGUCAGUUAUGAAAAGAAACAUUAACUCUUGGAUUAUCAGUAAGGGAAUAUGCCUUAUUAGCACACUCUUAUGGUGGUUAUUAUGAGCCUUCACAAAGGCAAUGUACUUAGAGUCAUCGCAGUGAUGAUCGACAUAUAGAAGGAGAGUUUGACCAUGAGUUGAAAGGUGUAAAAGAAGUGUAGGAUCAUGAGCACUCGCCGAAAACUUGUCGCAAUCACCACUAAGACAAAAUGCUCAAACUAGGCACGAGAGGUUUGCUUAAGGCCAUAAAAGAGCGAUGAAGACGACAAACCAUGCCAUCAGGAAGAGAAUACCCAGGUGGUGGGUAUAUGUAGACCUCAUGCAACAGGGAGGAAGAGAAACGAUAUCCCACAUGCCUAUGCGCGCAAGAGCAACAAUCUCGUCUACAAUCGCAUGCUGCUAUUCAUGGUGAACAAAUGCGUCAUACUAAGAAGUCGUCUUGAGAAAAGCGACGCUAGAAUAACCAAUAACCAUAGGGCCAAUAGGCAGAAGCGAGAGAGCUCGGAAGCCAUAAGUAGGCCGAGCUUUAGGCGGUGCGUUGCCAACAGGAAAGGCCAUAGUAGUCGAGGGAGAUGGCUCAUUAGAAGGAUCGACAAAAUGUGGACCACAAGUGUAGUGAAGAAGAUGAUAAGGCGGAAUCAUCGGGGAAACCUCAUGGAUGAGCGAGGUGAGGUAGCCUCAGGUAAUGAACGAGGUGGGGAAGCCGCAUGUGGCGACGUGUGGGGUCUAUAACAGUAGUGCGGGAGGGCAAUAAAUAUCGUCAAUGGGGGAGGCCGAAUGAGAGGAUGGACUCGGAUAGAAAGGACGAGAUUCAAUCAAAAGUCACAUGUCAAGAAAUACCCAUCCGACGACUAACAAGAUCUCAACAGAUUGAUCAAAUAGUUUGGUGCAUGAAGAACGUAGCAAACACAACCAAACUAAUGAAGUGUUGAGUAGUUAGGAGAGAAUGCUCACAAAGACACUCGAGAGGAAUGUCACCCUGUAGAGCUGAGGAAGGAUGAAUGUUGAUGAGAUAGGUGGCUACGAUCAUCAACGCGCUAGCCGCCUCACGAAGGUGACGAUGCUUGCGCUCAACAACCCCAUUCUAAGCAUGAGCACCAGGACAAGAGAACUGAGCAAGUGUGCUUUGCUCAACAAGGAAUCUGCGCAACAAAUGAGAGAGAUACACACAAGCAGAAUCUGCGUGAAAGACAUGGAUAGUAGUGGAAAACCGGGUAUGAACCAAGGCGGCAAACUUCUUAUAGAUAGAUAAGACCUCACUACAAGAAGGCAUAAAAUAUAUCGACUUGUGUUGAGAGAAAUAAUUGUAAAGAUAAUGUAGUGGCGAUGGCCUCCUUUCGAGGCGAAGAGAGCUGGGUCCCAAACGUUAGAGUGAACAAAAUUGAAAGGACACCGAGACACAGUCUCGCUACGAGGAUACAGUAACUAAACAUGUUAACCUAGCAGACAAACUUGACAUCUAAAGUUACAUUGCGAGACAGAUCCUAGAAUACCACAUCGUUCUAAGGAUGAGAGACUAGAGCCACACAUGUGACUGAGACGAUGACGCCACAAAGAGUCGGUAGACAAGGUAAGAGAGUCGAAGAGACUGGCGGAUGUGGUAGCGGAGGGAAGGCGUAGCCUGGCAAGCUUCAGUGGCCGUACGAGUCACAACGUCGAGGGCCAACACCGAGUAGAGCACUUGUGUGCCAAUCCUAAAUUAGAACAAGAGCCAAAAUCAAGAAUAUUGGAGUAAUAGAAAUAUUGUUUGUGUUAGGUUCAAUGAUACAUUUGCUUGGAUUUCAGGACAAAGUUAAACUUGAGAUUGGGCACUUGGAUUUGUGAUAUUUUGACAUGAGCUUGAAACUGGAGAACUUUAGGGUGUAGCAUGAUGAACCUGAGAUAUAUUGAAUUUAUAUAGGUAUAGUAUGAUUAGCAUGAAUGCGGUAUUUGUGGACUAUUGGAUCAUCUUGGAUAUUACUAGUCGGAUUCUAGGUUAAAGAUAACUUGAGCAGUUGGAUUUGUGAUAUUUUGACCUAAGCUUGUUAGCUUGUAUGUGCCCCAUAUGGCUAUGAGCAUGCAGAUGAUACGAUCAUAGUUGGUAAAUCGUGAUAAUUUUGCUAACCCUCCCCAAGAAUGUUAAAAAUGCAAGAUCAUCAUGGGAGGAUGAUUUAGAUUAAUUAGAACAGAUGACAAUUUCAGUGGUACGAGCCUUGUUGGAGCAGCUGAUGUUGCUUUUAUUAUGUUUUUGUGCUCCUUUAGAUGCAGUAGUAGGAGGGUAGGACUUAUGAAGUGAUACUAUAUUGGUGGAUAAAUAGAUCUUUAAUAACCUUGAAACUGGAGAACUUUAGGGUAGGACUUAUGAAGUUUGGAUUUACUUACAUGAUUGUGAUCUUGAAAAAAAUCCGGUGGAUAAAUAACUUCUAAUUUUUUGGAUCUAUAGUCAUCCAGUGGAAGCUUGCUUCAUACUGGACUUAGAUAACCAUGAUAAUGGGCUUGGUUGAAUUAUAGUUAUGAUUUGUACUAGAUACACACUUUUAGAGGUUGAAACUAGAGAACUUUAGGGUGUAAUACGAUCAAUCGGAGAUAUAUUGGAUUUAAUAUGAAUAUAAUAUGAUCAGCAUGAUUCUGAAAAUUGAUGGAAGAAAACAAAGAUAUUGGAGUAAUAGAAAUGUUGUUUGUGUUAGGUUCAAUGAUAUAUCUGCUCGGAUUCUAGUUCUAGGUCAGAGUUAAACUUGAGAUUGGGCACUUGGAUUUGUGAUAUUUUGACAUGAGCUUUAAAACUGGAGAACUUUAAGGUGUAGCUUGAUCAACCUGAGAUGUGUUGAAUUUAUAUAGGUAUAGUAUGUUUAGCAUGAAUGCGGUAUUGGUGGACUAUUGUAUGAUCUUGGAUAUUACUAGUUGGAUUCUAGGUUGGAGAUAACAUGAGCACCUGGAUUUGUGAUAUUUUGACCUAAGCUUAGUAGCUUGUAUGCGCCCCAUAUGGAUAUGAGCAUGGAGAGAAUACAAACGGAUUGUAGUUUGUAGACUUUGAUGAUUUGCUAGCCCUCCCCAAGAACGUUACGAGUACAAUAUCAUCAUGGGAGGAUGAUUUGGAUUAAUUAGAAUAGAUGAUAAUUUUAGUUGUAUGAGCCUUGUUGGAGCAGCUGAUUUUGCUUUUAUUAUGUGUGUGCUCCUUUAGAUGCAGUAGGAGAAGGAGGCUAGUAGUUAUGAUGUGAUAUUAUAUUGGUGGAUAAAUACAUCUUUAACAAUGUUGGAACAGUUUGGAUUUACUUAGAUGAUUGUGAUCUUGAAAACAAAUCUAGUGGGUAAAUAACUUCUAAUAUUUGGAUCUAUAGUAAUUCGGUGGAGGCUGAGGUAGUUGAAGAGGACGGAUGAGAAAGCACAUGAGAAGCUUUACUCGAUCUCUUAAAGACCGACAUUGUCGCACGACUUGGCACAAAGCCCGAUGUGGCUGACAGGGUUUUCACCCUCUCCCACACCUCAUGUGCAUUGUUCAUUCCUGCCAAUUCGGCUGGGUGUCCUUUCCUUGUUUGCGAGUUCCGUGCCAAUGACUUGAUCCGGCAUCACACGUUCUCCCACCGUGCGUCCUUGGUCUUGGCGGUAGGUAACGUCGUGCUCUCGGGUUGUGUCUCGUGGGUUAGCCAUUGCGGUGCCGACUGCCUGUGUGGCUAUGGCGGCGCUCUGCAGGAAAACACGAGAUGUGGGAUUGAGGCAUCACACAUAGUAACCCGAAGCCAGGCAAAGGAUGCUGGUCGGACUGGCAGGAAGCGGAUUGCACUUGAGGUAUGGUGGAAGGGAUGAAAACAUUGGUGGGAGCCAAGCGUCGAGGGGAUGAUGAUUGGGGAAGGUGGGAAGAUGAUUGGAUCAUAGUUAUGAUUACUACUAGAUUCACACCGUUUGAGAUUGAAACUGGAGAACUUUAGUGUGUAGUAUGAUCAAUCGGAGAUAUAUUGGAUUUAUAUGUGUAAUAUGAUCCGCGUGAUUGUGAAAAUUGAUGGACUAUUACAUUAUCUUGGAUUGAACUAGUAGGAAGAAAACAAAAAUAUUGGAGUAAUAGAAAGAAAAAAGUCCAUUUUACUACCCUGAAUAAAGUGGGUGGUUCACUUUACCCCCUGAUCUAUUUUUCGGCUCCUUCUACCCCCCAAACAAACCAAAACCGGACAAAAUACCCCCCCCCCGGCUGGUUUGUGUCCACUCGCUGCUGAUGUGGCACUAGUCAACGGCGGUUUUGACCUCGCCGGGCCCCUCUUGUCAGGACUGGCGUGGGCAUCCCCGUCGCUCCCCCACGCGCUUCGUUCCGGCUCCAGCGCGACCACGCCGACGAGCCGCGCUGCCACCUGCUCCAUCCCCGCGCUGGCCCGCCUCCUCCCGCGACUACGCCGCCCCGCAGUUCACCGUGGUGCUCUUGAUGAGCACCCUGCUCGGCCUCGCCUCGCUCCUCCGCGGUGUUGGCUCCGUCGUCGUCUGCCCCGUCGCCGCUACGGCCGCGCGCUUGCGCCGGCCCUCCUCCUCCCCGAGGUUGCGCCGACGACCCCGGUCGCCCUCGCGCGCUGCUCGCCCCGUCGUCCUCGGCUGCCCGCCGGCUCCCCCUGCUCUCCCUCACCUACCCCGAUCCCCUCUCUCUGGUUCGUUACAGUUGGUAAUCAGAGCCAAAUUCGCCUAAAUUUUUUCUCCCCGUCGAGCUGGUCGUAGAUCGGUAACAUCCACCGCGCCCGUGUGUGCUGCUCCGGCAAGCUCACCCAAAAUCCGUCGCAGGGUUCGAUCUCUUCCAAGCACGGCAACGGCGCCCGCCAAAGCUUCCGCGGCGACGCGUCAGGUGCUGGCAGCGAUGGACGAGGGCAACAGCAACAUCACCAAGUUGCUCGAGUCCCUCCUCGCUAAGAUGGAUGAGCAGAAAGCGACCCACGACAAGCAGAUCGAGGUCCAGGCGGCCUUCAACGCUCAGAUCUCGCAGGACGUGCGCGGACUCGCUCGGCAGAUCGAUCUGACCCAGGCCGACGUCGACGCCACCCGCAAGACGGUGGAGGGCUCUGCCUCGCCCUCGGGGUCAGUCACGACGUUGCUGCAUCAGCCCGCCGCACAGCAGCAACCGCCACCGCUGCCCCCGCCACCUCCACACUCACCGCGACUGGCCGCCGAGCCCGGCCGCUCGGCGACCGCACACGCGCGCCUCGGCGAUCAUCGUCCUCCACUGAUUCCGGUGGCGCCCCAGGGCGGAUUCGUCGCGCCAGCCGCCAUUCCAUCUCCUACAUCGGGCUACCACGACAACGACUACCACAAGCCCCCGAAGCACGAUUUCCCUCGAUUCGACGGCGACGCGCCGUACCUCUGGCUGGAUCGAUGUCUGGCGUACUUCGAACUCUACAAGGUCGAGCAACACAAGUGGGUGACCACGGCGGCCCUGUACAUCGAAGGCCAAGCCGCGCACUGGCUGCAAGCAUUUCGUCAAACACGCCACGGCCUCACCUGGGAUUCGUUCACAGCAGCGGUGCUGGAGGAGUUCGGUGCCGAUGAGUUCGAGAUGGUCAUGCACAAACUGUUGCAGCUCCGGCAGACCGCCACCGUCGCCGAAUACCGUGCGGCGUUCGACGAGCAGAUGUAUCACUUGCUCGCGCUCGACCCGAACAUCAACACAAAGUUCUUCGUGACCCAGUUCAUCCUGGGCCUGAAGGACGAACUGCACGCCCCGGUCCGACUCCAGGCGCCCACGAGCAUCAUCAGGGCCUCCAUGCUGGCACGCAUCCAAGAGGAGGAGCUAGGCACAACGCGUGCACGCCCACGCAUCACACCAGCGGGACGACCUCCACCGGCGACGAUGCAAACCCAGCCACGGGCGAACGCGCCCAACCGCGCUCCCACUGACGACUACGCACGCGAGCGACAGAUACGCGACUUCCGUCGCGCCAAUAAUCUGUGUUUCAAGUGCGGGGACCGAUAUUCGCGGGAGCACCGGUGCGCUCAACCCGCCCAGCUGCUCAUGAUCAGCAUCGGGGAGCACGGUGAGGUCCUCUCCGACGACACCAUCCACGCCCUGCAACUGCUCGACGAUCCCGGACCGGCAGCACCGCCACCCGCUCCAGCUAGGGACGCACCAGAGUGCUGCCUUCUCUCAUCGCACGCUCUGGAUGGCACCGAAUUGGCAACCACGAUCCGUCUACGGGCGUUGGUUGGCAAUCAGGUCAUGUUGCUGCUCCUCGAUUCGGGCAGUUCGCACAGCUUCGUCAACAAAUCAUUCGUCGAUCGCCUCGAGUUGAAGACGGAAGAGAUGCCGCAGGUGGACGUGCGGGUUGCAAACGGUGAUCGCCUCACGUGCAACCAUAUUGUGCCCGAGCUCAGGUGGUGGAUGCAGGGGCACACCUUCGCGACACCGAUGCGGGAGUUGGACAUUGGCGCCUAUGACGGCAUUCUGGGCAUGGACUUGCUUGCCCAGCACAGCCCCAUGACAUGCCACUGGCAAGACAAGUGGGUCAAGUUCUCCCACGACGGCGAAGAGGUGACGCUCCGGGGUGCACCCACCAAGACGCCCACCACUAUUAAGGCGAUCAAGCCCGACGAGCUGUGCAAGAUGAUCGCGGGCAACGACGUCUGGGCCAUGGCCAUGGUGGACUCGUGCGGGCGCGCACCGCCGCCACGGCGCAAGUGCGCUAGCCAGACCCCCCUCGCCGAUCUCCUGGAGGAAUUCGUCGACGUCUUCGCCGCUCCCAAAGGCCCGCCGCCCCAUCGCCAGUACGACCACGCUCUCACCCUGGUGGAAGGCGCAAUUCCCGCCAAUACUCGACCGUACCGCUACUCGCCGCUGCAAAAGGAUGAAAUCGAGCGCCAGGUCAAGGAAAUGCUCAACGCUGGCAUCAUCACGCACAGCGUCAGUCCGUACGCCGCUCCGGUCCUCUUGGUCAAGAAGAAGGACGGGACGUGGAGGUUCCGCGUCGACUAUCGUCGCCUGAAUGAUGCCACGAUCAAAAACAAGUUUCCGCUCCCGAUCGUCGAUGAGCUCUUUGAUGAACUCGCGGGAGCAGCAGUCUUCUCCAAGCUGGAUCUCCGUGCCGGGUACCACCAAAUUCGUAUGCGUGAAGAGGACGAGACCAAGACCGCGUUCAAGACGCAUCACGGGCAUUUCCAGUUCAGAGUCAUGCCAUUCGGCCUGACGAACGCCCCGGCGACCUUCCAGUGCCUCAUGAACGCCAUAUUCAGUAAGUAUGUGCGCAAAUUUGUGAUCAUUUUCCUUGACGACAUCCUUGUCUUCAGUGAAAUGAUGGAAGAACACAUCGAGCACCUCCGGAUCGUCUUCGAGCUGUUGCGGGCGCACCAACUGUUCGUCAAGGAGAGCAAGUGCAGUUUUGCCUGCGACCACAUCGACUACCUGGGGCACGUCAUCUCCAAGGAGGGCAUGGCCACUGACAAGGACAAGACGCAGGCCAUGGAACAGUGGCCAACGCCGACGAACGCCACCGAGUUGCGCGGUUUCCUGGGGCUCACUGGCUACUACCGGAAGUUCGUGCCGCACUACGGCAUCAUCGCCAAGCCCCUCACGCAGCUCCUCACGAAGAAGGGCUUCGCCUGGAGCGAGCAGGCGCAAGCAGCGUUCGACCGGCUCAAGAUCGCGAUGACGACGACGCCAGUGCUCGCCCUGCCUGACUUCGACAAGCCAUUCUCCAUCGAGACCGAUGCGUGCGACACGGGAGUUGGCGCCGUGCUGGUGCAGGAAGGCCACCCGGUCGCGUUCUUCAGCAAGGCGCUCGACGUGCGCAACCAGAAGCUCUCGACCUACGAGAAGGAGUUCUUGGCAGUGAUGAUGGCGAUCGACAAGUGGCGCCCUACUUGCAGCGUGGCCCCUUCGACAUCCUCACUGACCACAAGUCGCUCUGCAACCUGGGGGAGCAACACCUCGAGACCGAGCUGCAAUGCAAGGCCAUGGCGAAACUUGUCGGGCUGCAGUUCCGCUUUCAGUACAAGCGUGGACUCGACAAUGGCGCGGCCGACGCCUUGUCUCGCGUGGGCAAGCAACUCGACCUGGCCGCGCUUUCGGCGUGCCAGCCGGCUUGGAUUCCUACUCCACCGACCCGGACGCCCAGGAUCGACUGCAAAAACUCGCCAUCACCAGCCCAGACGACGACGGCUAUGAACUUCACCAUGGCGUCAUCCGUCGCGGGGGCCGCCUCUGGAUCGGCGCCAACACUGCGCUUCGCACCAAGCUCAUCGCCGUGCUCCACAACAGCGCGGUCGGCGGCCACUCCGG
Triticum aestivum (bread wheat) is the source of this 9942-nucleotide messenger RNA. RefSeq lists its product as uncharacterized. The transcript is spliced from 4 exons. Bases 6535 to 9828 code for a protein of 1097 amino acids. The record is from RefSeq and is a predicted model, not a curated record. NCBI's taxonomy places the organism in Eukaryota, Viridiplantae, Streptophyta, Magnoliopsida, Poales, Poaceae.